AUGCAACAUUUAAAAGUCUUCAAAACUAGUAAUGAUUUAAAACUACAUACUAUUCGCCACUCAGAUUUGCGUCCGUAUCAUUGCGUCCAAUGCGAUAGAAAAUUUAAAACUAUUAGCGAUUUAAAAGAACAUAAUUUUACUCAUACAGAUCAGCGACCAUAUCAUUGCGGCCAAUGCGAUAAAAAAUAUAAAAGACCUAGAGAUUUAAAAAUUCAUUCUUUUAGUCACAUAAAAGAGCGUCCAUAUUGCGACAAUUGCAAUGCAAGUUGUGAUCAAUUAAGACAACUUUCUUCAGAUGGAAAAGACGAACUUCCAUUAAUAUGUUCUAGUAAAUUGAUUUAAAUAUAAUUUCCGGG
Molecule: messenger RNA, 356 nt
Organism: Dermatophagoides pteronyssinus (European house dust mite)
Lineage: Eukaryota; Metazoa; Arthropoda; Arachnida; Sarcoptiformes; Pyroglyphidae
Product: protein krueppel-like
Source: RefSeq, a predicted model, not a curated record